AAAUAAUUUGAGCAGCAGCCAUGUCUCGUAUCCCCAACACGAGCAGCAUGGUCAGCCUCAAGGUGGAUAAUAUCUCCUACCGGACCAGCACGGAGGACCUAAAACCACUGUUUGAGAAGUACGGUGAUAUCGGGGAUAUCUACAUUCCCAGAGACAGGUACACCAAAGAAAGCCGAGGGUUUGCGUUUGUGAGGUACUACGGUAAACGAGACGCCGAGGAAGCUAUGGACAGAUUGGACGGGUACAGUUUGGAUGGUAGGGACAUUAGAGUGUCCCGAGCAAUGCACCCCCGCCCAGUAAACCGUUACAACGACAGAGGCAAUGGUGGUGGCCGCAGUUAUGGACGAAGGGGGAGAAGAUCCAGGUCCCGCUCACGAUCCCGUUCUCGAUCCCCUCGACGCAGCAGCAGGAGGUCCCGAUCACGCAGCAAGUCACGUGACAACAAACGCAGGUCCAGGUCUCGCUCCAGAUCUAGGGAUGGUCCCUCCAGGUCCUCCAAGCACUCCAGGUCUAGGUCCAGAUCCAAGUCCAGAUCCAAGUCAAGAUCUCGAUCUCGUUCCCGUAAAGAUUCCCGCUCCAAGUCUAGAUCCAAGUCCAAGUCCAAGGACCGAUCUAAGUCCAAGUCCCGAUCCAAGUCCAGGUCCAAGUCCAAAUCCCGCUCAAAGUCGAGGUCCAAGUCAAAGUCAAAGUCUAGAUCCAAAUCUAGAUCAAAGUCCAGAUCGAGGUCAAAUUAAAAGGAAUGCAGCGAUUCUAGACCGAUCUGAUACAAGGGGUCACAAUCAGCUCAAGUCUUCAGUACGUCCCGCUCAAAUUAUCAUAUCUGUGUGGCCCGUUUAAUAUAAUUUAAAUAAUAUUUACAUUCCAGCUUUUUAGAUCUUAUUUCUUGUAGAGUGUACUCGUUAACAAAAUAAACCCUUUUUUCUGAUAUCUAACGAAGUGCAAUUUUAAUAGAUAUGAUAUUUAUUCUAUGAAAAAUGUAUUGGCUACUUUGGCUUCGAAUGUUAACAGUUGAAACUUUUAGUUAUAAUAUGACUCUGCGCACCUUGGGACCAAUUUCAAGUCGCACUACCAAGGCAGUUAGCAGUAUUUAUAGUAGCCACUGCACGAAUUGCUGUGUAUGUUUCACUUUCAAAACUUUUAAUCAUAAUGUCCCUGUAAUGCCAUGAUUAUUUUACAAUACCA
This is a messenger RNA of Bolinopsis microptera, 1182 nucleotides long. Its product is annotated as serine/arginine-rich splicing factor 2-like. Gene Ontology annotation, molecular function: RNA binding. Lineage: Eukaryota; Metazoa; Ctenophora; Tentaculata; Lobata; Bolinopsidae. The record is from RefSeq and is a predicted model, not a curated record. The coding region runs from base 21 to 734 and encodes 237 amino acids. The transcript has 7 exons.